AUGUCUUCUCAAAAAGUAGUUAGUGUUGGAAUUGAUUUAGGAACUACUUGUUGUUAUGUUGCUUGUACUGAAGGUGUUAAUGAACCAAAAAUACUUCUAAUGAAUAAUGAAGACUAUUUACCUUCAUGGAUUUCUCUUUCACAAGUUAAGAAUGGUUUAGGGGUUAUUAUAGGAGAAGCAGCAAAGAAUAAUAUUCACUCUCAUUGUGUUGGAUAUGACUCUAAAAGAUUAGUUGGUAGAAAAGUUGAUGAGAUUAUGGAAUGGGAAAAGGGACUAUGGUCCUUUGAAGUUGUUGAAAAGUAUGGAAUGUCAGCACUUUCGAUUUAUAAUCCAUUGACUGAAGAGAAUGAAGUCUUUGUUGCUGAAGAAGUUUCUGGUUUUUUAGUAAGGAAAUUAAUGGAUAUUGUAAAAGGAACUCAAGGCAACCCAAUAAUAGAAGACGUUGUUGUUACAGUACCUGUUAAUUUCAAUGACAGUCAAAGACUUGCAACUGAAAGGGCAGUUAGGUUGGCAGGAGUUAAAUACGUUAAUAUCAUAAAUGAACCUUCUGCAACCAUUCUUCUGUAUCAAAAUGAAUUUCAAAUUAAAGAAGGAAAAAGAGUUGUUGUUAUAGACUUUGGAGGAGGAACAUUAGAUGUAUGUUGUUGUGUUAUUCAAAAAGAUGGUAUUAAAGUUUUGUCCAAUGGUGGAGAUCAAAAUUUAGGUGGUAAUGAUUUUGAUAGAGUUAUUUCAGAUAUAAUUAAACAAAAAAUGAUUGAACUAGAUGUGGUUGAUAAUAAAGAUUAUUGGGAGAGAACCGAAAAAGAUACAAAAGAGCAAGCAAAUAUAAAAAGUAAGAGAGUAGCACUUCUUAAAAAAGAAUCUGAAAGAGUUAAGAUUGAAUUAUCAAUGCAAGACAAUGUUGAUAUAAAUUUAGAAAAUUUAAUAGAUAUUGAAGAUGAUGAAAUGGUCUAUGGUAUUAGCAUCAGUCAAGAUGAAUUUCAAAAAGGAUGUGAUGAGGUAGACAUAAUGAAAAGCUUUACUAAUUGUAUUCUUAAUGUUUUGGUUCGAGCAAAACUUAAUGAAAACAACGUUGAUUUGGUUAUUCCUGUUGGUGGAAGUUGUAUAAUUCCUUUUGUCAGAGAAAAAAUAUCAAAAUUAUUUAGUUCAACAAAACUGGCAGAUCCUAGAUUUAAUUGCAGAACAUCUGUAGCCAGAGGAGCAGCACUUAAAGCAUCAAAUAAAACCCAAAUAAAAAAUCUUAAUUUAUAUGAAACUGUUCCGUUUGAUAUUGGGUUUGAGAUAUCAGGGGGUAGACUAGACCCUUUUAUCAAAGCUGGAGAUAAACUUCCUCAUUCAUCAAUAAAGAAGUUUCUCCCAGAGAAACAAAAUCAAACAUUUGUGAUUUAUUCAAUUUAUAGAGGGAUGUCUUCUUAUAUAGAAAAUGAUGAGUUUGUUGAUUCU
Messenger RNA from Entamoeba nuttalli P19, 1443 nucleotides. RefSeq names its product heat shock protein 70, putative. NCBI's taxonomy places the organism in Eukaryota, Evosea, Mastigamoebida, Endamoebidae. The record is from RefSeq and is a predicted model, not a curated record. Gene Ontology annotation, cellular component: cytoplasm. The annotation marks the transcript as partial. Gene Ontology annotation, biological process: protein refolding; cellular response to unfolded protein. The transcript has a single exon. Gene Ontology annotation, molecular function: misfolded protein binding; ATP-dependent protein folding chaperone; ATP hydrolysis activity.